AUGGGUGAACGCUUACCUCUCCUUGGUGGAGAUACAUUGACAUGCAAAAACAAAAAGUCAUCUUCAAGGUUAACCAGGAACCUAUCAUUUAUGCUCAAUGUAGUGACCCUCAUAACUAUAGCCUAUUUGUACUUUUACUCAAAUAAUGCUCGAGAACAAAGAGAACCGGGGUUGCUUGAGUUUGAUCCAUAUAGAAAGAAAAAUGUGAUAAUGAUGGUUACUGAUGGAAUGGGACCUGCCAGUAUGUCUGCAGCUAGGUCAUUCCGUCAAUAUCGAGACCAGUUGGCCAUAAAUGACAUUUUGACGUUGGAAAAGUAUUUUGUCGGAACUUCGAGAACAAGAUCCUCCAACUCGUUGGUGACUGAUUCGGCAGCAGGUGCAACUGCGUUUUCGUGUGCUUUGAAGUCGUAUAAUGGCGCUAUAGGCGUUAGCCCAGAUAAAAGUCCAUGCGGAACUAUCCUUGAAGCCUUGAAAUUGCAAGGUUAUUAUACAGGGUUGGUUGUUACUACAAGAAUCACUGAUGCAACGCCGGCUGCCUUUUCAUCGCACGCAGAUUAUCGAUUCCAAGAAGAUUUGAUAGCACAACAUCAAAUUGGCGAAUAUCCCUUUGGACGUGCAGUUGAUUUAAUUCUAGGAGGAGGAAGAUGCCACUUUUUACCAAAAUCGGUUUCGGGUGGUUGCAGAGCUGAUUCUCGUAAUUUGAUAGAAGAAACCGCAAAGAAUGGUUGGUCGCACGUUACCAAUAGAGAAGAGUUUGAUAGAUUGGAUGGUGGAAAGAAUGUUAGUUUGCCACUUUUGGGAUUAUUGGCGGAAACCGACAUACCAUAUGACAUAGAUCGUGACUCUGCCGAGUACCCAUCAUUGGCUGAGCAAGUUAAAGUGGCAUUGACUGCUUUGUCUGAAGCUACCAAGGACUCGGAUCAGGGUUUCUUUUUGUUGAUUGAAGGAUCAAGAAUAGACCAUGCAGGACAUCAUAAUGAUCCGGCUGCUCAGGUGAGGGAAGUUUUAGCUUACGAUAAAGCAUUUCAAGAAGUUAUCAACUUCAUUGACAACACUGACGUUGAAACGGUAGCAAUAUCUACUAGUGAUCACGAGACUGGCGGGUUAGUUACUGCUCGACAGGUGACCGAAGCGUACCCCGACUAUUUAUGGUAUCCUGAAGUAUUAUUGAAUACAACCAAAUCCGGUGAAUACUUGGCUAGAAAAAUACAUCAACAAAAGCUAAAGAGCAGCGGUGAUAAUGUGUUAAGAAAAUUUAUAAAAGAGGAAAUCUUGCAAUCUGAUAUGGGUAUCUUUUCCUAUACAGAUGAGGAUGUUGCGCAAUUAGUUGAAAAAGCAUCAAAUCCAGAGGCUUUGUUAUAUGCUAUAAAUAACAUCACCUCCUUUAAAGCCCAAAUUGGUUGGACCACACAUGGUCACUCAGCAGUAGAUGUCAAUAUAUAUGCUCAUACAAAUUCAAAGUCGAUCUUGGAUAGAUUGAGUUCCAAGAAAUUUGGACUUUUUGGGAAUCAUGAGAAUAUUGAGAUUGGCGCUUUUAUGGAAACAAUAACCGGUUCUGACUUAACCAAAAUAACCAAAAUGAUUAAAGAAACUACUCAUGCCCCAAGUGCCAACGAAGUAUUUGUUGUUGAUGAGCUCCAUGCAAAUGUUGUGAAAGAUAUGCCACUAGGAAGCACUUGA
This is a messenger RNA of Lodderomyces oxycetoniae, 1680 nucleotides long. Its product is annotated as PHO8. The record is from RefSeq and is a predicted model, not a curated record. The transcript has a single exon. Gene Ontology annotation, biological process: dephosphorylation. Gene Ontology annotation, molecular function: alkaline phosphatase activity. Bases 1 to 1680 code for a protein of 559 amino acids. Gene Ontology annotation, cellular component: fungal-type vacuole membrane. NCBI's taxonomy places the organism in Eukaryota, Fungi, Ascomycota, Pichiomycetes, Serinales, Debaryomycetaceae.